CCCAGGGACCUUCCCACUGGGGGCACUGCAGCACUUUCACUUCCCCCAGGUGCCCAAGCCCUGCCCUAGCAUGCGGGAGCACUGCACUCUACACUUGUUGCCAAGAACAGGAUGCAGACUCUGAGAGGGGGCCCAUGACAAGCUUCUGUCUUUCUGCUCGUCUCCUCCGGGCCCAACACCUCUUCUCUUCUGUCCCUCCCACGGGCUGCUGACCCCUCUUAGGUGAAGAUGUCGGCCCAGGACAGCUGCCUCAGCCUCAUCAAAUACCUCCUCUUCGUUUUCAACCUCUUCUUCUUCGUCCUAGGCAGCCUUAUUUUCUGCUUUGGCAUCUGGAUACUCAUUGACAAGACCAGCUUCGUGUCCUUUGUAGGCUUGUCCUUCGUGCCCCUGCAGAUCUGGUCCAAGGCCCUGGCCAUCUCAGGAAUUCUCACCAUGGGCCUUGCUCUCCUGGGCUGUGUGGGGUCCCUGAAGGAGCUCCGCUGCCUCCUGGGCCUGUAUUUUGGGAUACUUCUGCUCCUGUUUGCCACGCAGAUCACCCUGGGAAUCCUCAUCUCCACACAGCGGAUGCGGCUGGAGCGGAGGGUGAAGGAAAUCGUGCUGGAGACCAUCCAGAACUACCGCUCGCGUCCGGAGGAGUCGGCGGCGGAGGAGAGUUGGGACUACGUGCAGUUCCAGCUGCGCUGCUGCGGCUGGAACUCUCCUCGGGACUGGUUCAGUAUCCCCAGCCUCAUCAGCAACGAGUCGGAGGUGCAUCGCGUGCCCUGCUCCUGCUAUAAUUCAUCGGCGACCAAUGACUCCGCAGUCUUCGAUAAGCUCUCCUUCCCCCAGUUCAGCCGGCCCGGACCCCUGGCGCGGCCCCGGCACAGUACUGACCUUUGCGUGGUUCCUGCAAACAGCAAUAUCUACAGCGAGGGCUGCGCGCGGAGCCUCCAAAAAUGGUUGCACAACAACCUCAUCUCCAUAGUGGGCAUUUGUCUAGGUGUCGGUCUGCUUGAGCUCAGCUUCAUGACGCUCUCGAUAUUCCUGUGCAGAAACCUGGACCAAGUCUACGACCGGCUCGCUCGGUACCGCUAGGCCCCAGUCUCUUCCCAAAGCCCUGCCCCGUCCCCUUCAAGUGCCCUAGGGGCUUCCCUGUGGUCUGUAAAUAUUUGUUCAAUCCCCAGUUUGCCCCAACUGCUGAAUCCUCCACCUCCUCAUUUCCCUGGGGGACUCAGAUGUCUGCCUGCCCAGCUGCUGUCACCUCUCCCGCGGGACCUGGGGCUUCCGGCCACCAGCUUCCUGUCCCCAAAGAUACCUCAUUUCCUUGCCUCAUCUUUUGGCUUACCACCUCCCACAGGAUUAUUUUCACCCAAACCCCAAAUAAAUCCCCUGCGUUUUGGUAAAA
Mustela lutreola (European mink) is the source of this 1384-nucleotide messenger RNA. It is a transcript of the gene CD37, whose product is annotated as CD37 molecule. Lineage: Eukaryota; Metazoa; Chordata; Mammalia; Carnivora; Mustelidae. Bases 229 to 1074 code for a protein of 281 amino acids. The record is from RefSeq and is a predicted model, not a curated record. Gene Ontology annotation, cellular component: membrane. The transcript is spliced from 9 exons.